GAGCGCACGGACGGUCUCCGGGAUCUGGCUGCAGACGCGCACCGAGGCUGCAGAAGGACGCAGCGAGCGCGGUGAUGGAUGAGUGACAUUUGAGGGCUGGCUCUGUGUGAUGUGUAUUCGUGAUCAACAGUCAGCUUCGAGGAGACUAUAGAUGACACGGACAUGACCUUAAUGCUCUUUUGUGUGUUUUUUACGGACAUGGACACUGGACACCCUUUAGAUGGACUUUACGCUGUGAAGUUCAUGGGAAGCUGUGGGAUAUUUAAUUUCAAAUGUAAAAUCAAGCUUCAGCUUCUACGUGUCUGUGAGGAACAGGGCUUCUCGUGGUUUUAGUAAGCAGGCAAAGGAUUCCUGUAUUACAGCGAUUUGAAACCCACAACUGGGGAGCUCAAGGUCUCGUCACUACACCCAGGAAUUAAGUUUCUACUAUCACUUCAAACUGGAGCUCAAAUGAUGACAAAUCUAGUUUACAAAGUCAAGGGGCAAAUGUCAAGCCAAGAGCAGGCUUGCCUCUCAGAUCUCCAACAACAUUCAACAGAAGAUACAAUGAUUGGGAUUUUUUUGCAAGGCUCGGACACAGGAGCCCCCUAGAUUCUAACCCUGUGGAUAUAAUGUAGCACAACUCUUCAGCAUGACCUAAACGAACACUCCCCCACCGACACAUGUUCAGGAAUGGAUCACAUGAACUUCUCCACUGUCAUAGACUCUGGGUUUCUGGAUGAGGCUUCAUCCAGCCGUGUCCUUACUGGUUGUUUCCUCUCGCUGCUCAUCCUCACCACCUUGCUGGGAAACACGCUGGUUUGUGCGGCUGUCACCAAGUUCCGACACCUGCGCUCCAAGGUGACCAACUUUUUUGUCAUCUCGCUGGCCGUGUCUGACCUCUUGGUUGCCAUCUUGGUGAUGCCGUGGAAGGCCGCAACAGAGAUUGCCGGGUUCUGGCCAUUCGGCUCUUUCUGUGACACCUGGGUGGCUUUUGACAUUAUGUGCUCCACGGCUUCCAUUUUGAACCUUUGUGUGAUUAGCUUGGAUCGCUACUGGGCCAUCUCCAGCCCAUUCCGCUAUGAGAGGAAAAUGACACCCAGAGUGGCUUAUGUGAUGAUCAGUGUGACCUGGACGCUCUCUGUGCUCAUUUCCUUCAUCCCAGUGCAGCUCAACUGGCACAAGGCCCAAACUAAAUCCUACUCCCCUCUCACUGGGUCACCUGGUGCUUCAGGUCUAAAUGGUACAUCUUACCGGAGCCCAGAAAACUGUGACUCGAGCCUGAACCGGACCUAUGCCAUUUCCACCUCUCUCAUAAGCUUUUACAUCCCUGUGGUCAUCAUGGUGGCCACAUACACCCAGAUCUACCGCAUCGCUCACAGGCAAAUAAGGAGAAUUUCCGCACUGGAGCGAGCAGCUGAAAGUGCUAAGAACAGACAUGACAGCAUGGGCGGAGGCUCCAGCAUUGCAGAGUCGGAGAGUUCGUUCAAAAUGACGUUCAAGAGAGAGACCAAGGUACUGAAGACUCUGUCAGUGAUUAUGGGGGUGUUUGUUUGUUGCUGGCUCCCAUUCUUCAUCCUGAACUGCAUGGUGCCGUUCUGCGAGCAAUCGAGCGGAGGGGAGGCUUUCCCCUGCAUCAGCCCCACCACGUUUGAUGUGUUCGUGUGGUUCGGCUGGGCUAAUUCCUCCCUCAACCCCAUCAUCUAUGCCUUCAAUGCAGAUUUCCGCAAGGCCUUCUCCAUCCUGCUGGGCUGCCACAGACUAUAUCCAGGAGGCCACAACAUAGAGACAGUCAGUCUAAACAAGAAAUGACUCAUGGCUCUCUCAGCACUGACUCAUCCUUAAUGCUAAGAGUCUGAGAGUUCCUGUGUAGGCCGGUUUGAUCAUCUUCAAACAAGGAUGCUGCUCUCCGUGCUGACUCUGAGUGGGACAGAUGGUAACCCUAUAUGUACCUUUGUUUGCAUUAGGUGAGUGGCCUGUUCCUAUGCAGGCAGGUGAUCAGAGCGAGCUCGCCGAGCUCAUCAUUGUUGCUGUACUGUCUUUCUAAUGGAAGAAGCUCCUGAAAAAGGAAAGGGGAUUUUGGGGAUUGAGAUUAAGACUGUGUGCUGUUGUGCCAGGGUGCAGGGAGCACAGCGGUGCUGACACGCCCCUGGGAGAGAUAAUCCCAUGACUGGGCAGCACACGACCUAAUGCUGUCAGACACUGCUCUCUUCAAUACCAUCACAUACGAACGCAAACACAAACACUGUCAAAACAUGCUCAUCCAAAUAGUGCAUAAACGCUGCACCCAGCAUGCACACUCCAACGAAUAAGAUGACAGCACACAGACAUGCUGUUACUCAUUAGGUUAACAUUGUGUGCUCUGCAAGGAUUCCAGCAGCAAAGCAUCCAACCGAAUCAUGUUUACACAAUAAUAAAUAUGUACGUAAAGUUCACCCAUAUGUGAUUUAAUAUUCAAGCAAGAAUGAAAACGUAUUUGAUUUAUAUCCAGAUUUAUCCUUUCAUGUUGUUAUUUAAGGAUGUCGAAGUAAUGGAUGAAAAUGUGAUCUAAAUUUUCUUUUGGAAGUGAAGUUGAAUAAUGGAGGUUGUAUCUCAUUGCUAGUGCUGGUUCAUGAUUGUUAUUUAUAUCUCAUCUACAUGUUGAUUCAUUGUGACUUUAAGCCAUGUUUAUUUAACAGAUAUCUCAUAAGUUAUUGAAAAACUGCUGCUGAUGACCUCUUCUUAUGAAAAGACCUGAACAGGUUGUGUUUGCCUUGUGGUGUCUUUGACUGCUCAUUUAGAGACUGAUAUAGUUUCUAUUUGCUUAAACCUGUUUUUAUUUGCUCUUCAUGAGAAUUAUUAAAGGAUGA
This is a messenger RNA of Notolabrus celidotus (New Zealand spotty), 2828 nucleotides long. RefSeq names its product dopamine receptor D1a (gene drd1a). Lineage: Eukaryota; Metazoa; Chordata; Actinopteri; Labriformes; Labridae. The record is from RefSeq and is a predicted model, not a curated record. Gene Ontology annotation, molecular function: G protein-coupled receptor activity. Gene Ontology annotation, cellular component: membrane. Gene Ontology annotation, biological process: adenylate cyclase-activating adrenergic receptor signaling pathway. Bases 673 to 1791 code for a protein of 372 amino acids. The transcript has 2 exons.